AUGCACGGCACCGACGGCUCGCAGACGCCGCUGACCCCAUUCACUCCCUCCGCUCUCGCCGCCGCGGGCUACCUGGGGGCGACUGCCAGCAGAGAGCAGCCGCUAUGUGGUAAUUCCGAGGGAUGGGGGCCGCUGAGCCCAUAUCGAUAUGACUUUACACCCUGUUUUCUGGACGUUUGGAUCUCCGCCGUUGCCGCCUUGGGAAUCUUUGGCGGCGCCAGCGCCGUCUACUAUCUAUUAAGGAAAUGCACACCCCAACCUGUGAGGAAGAAUUGGCAUUUCUAUGCAAAGCUGAUUGUCAUCGCGGGCCUUGUUGUUACGCAUGCCCUCCAAGCCGCGCUUCAAAUCGAAUACUAUCCGCAUGUUUGGGCUGGCGAUUUCAGAUUCUGGUCCACCGUCGUCACAAUACUCUCUCUGGGUGUCGUCUUCUAUGUGCAAUACAUCGAGCAUUGGAGGUCCCGGAACGCUAAUGGCGUGGUACUCUUCUACUGGCUGUUGUUACUUGUCGCCUUCGGCGUGAAGCUGCGGUCCUUGAUCUCUCAAGGGUUCCAAAAACAUCAUCUGGCUUAUUUUGUGACGUUCUGUGUCAGUUUCGGUCUGGCAGCGACAGAGUUGAUUUUGGAAUGGCUGGUCCCGAAACAGCUCAGCGAUUACGAUGCGCUCGGGGAUGAGGACGAGUGCCCGUUCGAGUAUGCGGAUGUAUUUUCGGUCCUUACCUUCAGCUGGAUGACGCCGAUGAUGAAAUAUGGCUACAAGAAUUUCUUGACCCAGGACGACCUAUGGAACCUGCGAAAACGGGACACUACGCGGGCUACGUCCGAUGCUUUUGGCAAUGCAUGGGAGCACCAAGCCAAGCACAAACACCCUUCUCUGUGGGUUGCCCUUGCUCGCGCAUUUGGAUCGCCAUACAUACGCGGAGCAAUCAUUAAAACCGGAAGCGAUAUCCUGAACUUCGCCCAGCCGCAGCUGCUUAGGCUGCUGAUCUCGUUCAUUGAUUCAUACAGAACAGAUACUCCAGAGCCUGUGGUCCGCGGUGCAGCCAUUGCUCUAGCCAUGUUCGCUGUCUCGGUUUCUCAGACCGCUUGUCUCCACCAAUACUUCCAAAGAUCGUUCGAAACCGGCAUGCGCGUCAAAUCAUCGCUCACAUCUGCCAUUUACACUAAAUCCAUGCGCCUUUCGAACGAAGGACGGGCGGCAAGGUCGACUGGCGACAUUGUGAAUUACAUGGCAGUCGACGUACAACGCCUACAAGAUUUGGCACAGUAUGGUCAGCAGCUCUGGUCUGCGCCUUUCCAGAUUGUGCUGUGCAUGCUUUCGCUCUACCAGUUACUGGGUCUCAGCAUGCUUGCAGGCGUUGGUGCUAUGAUUAUUAUGAUUCCUGUCAACGGAGUCAUUGCCCGCAUCAUGAAAACCCUCCAAAAGAAGCAGAUGAAAAACAAGGAUGCAAGGACCAGACUCAUGACGGAAAUUCUCAACAACAUGAAGUCCAUCAAACUUUACGCCUGGACCACAGCCUUUAUGAACAAGCUCAAUUUCAUCCGUAACGACCAGGAACUCAAGACUCUCCGCAAGAUCGGCGCCGGGCAAGCCUUUGCCAACUUUACUUGGUCUACCACGCCUUUCCUAGUCUCCUGCUCUACGUUCGCGGUUUUUGUCCUUACCAAUGACAAGCCUCUUACGACAGAUAUUGUCUUCCCCGCCUUGACUCUCUUCAACCUCUUGACGUUCCCUCUUUCAAUCCUGCCUAUGGUCAUCACUGCCAUCAUCGAGGCUAGCGUUGCAGUUUCCCGUCUGACAGGCUAUCUCUGCGCUGAAGAACUUCAGGAUGAUGCGGUAACCCGGGAACCUCCAGUGGAAGAAAUUGGCGAGGAAUCGGUCCGCAUUCAUGAUGCUACUUUUACCUGGAACAAGGAAGAAGGAAAGGAGGCACUUCAAGACAUCAACUUUUCUGCCAACAAGGGCGAGCUUUCAUGUAUUGUCGGCCGUGUCGGUGCCGGCAAGUCCUCAUUGCUACAAUCCCUGCUUGGAGACCUGUGGAAAAUUAGGGGUGAAGUUGUGGUUCGUGGCAAGACGGCAUAUGUUGCACAGUCUGCAUGGGUCAUGAAUGCCACUGUCAAGGAGAAUAUCGUUUUUGGCUACCGAUGGGAUCCUCACUUCUACGAUCGCACGGUCAAGGCAUGUGCCUUGUUGGAUGACUUUGCCUCCCUGCCUGACGGUGAUCAGACUGAAGUCGGCGAGCGGGGCAUUUCGUUGUCAGGAGGCCAAAAAGCACGCCUGACAUUAGCAAGGGCCGUUUAUGCUCGUGCUGACAUAUACCUUCUGGACGAUGUUCUCUCCGCUGUUGAUCAACACGUUGGCAGACACAUUAUUGACAAUGUGCUUGGUCCCAACGGUCUCCUCAGCAGCAGAACUAGGGUCCUUGCUACCAAUUCAAUUCCAGUGUUGAUGGAGGCAAACUUUAUCGCUCUAGUGCGCGAGGGCCGUAUCAUCGAAAGAGGCACUUACGAGCAACUAAUUGCAAUGAAGGGCGAAAUCGCCAACCUCAUUCGCACCGCGCACCACGAACAAGACUCUGAGGAGGAGAACGUUGGGAGCGACGAAUCCGAGCAGACUGUCUACGACGAAACCCCGAAUUCUGAAGACGAGCUUGAGACUGAAGAGGCACAAGAAGGCGUCACUCAGCUGGCCCCAAUCAGACAAGGAGGGGGCCCGGCCCGCAAGAGUAACACGCUGGAGCUGCGUCGUGCAAGCACUGCAAGUUUCCGUGGUCCCCGUGGCAAGCUGAAUGACGAGGAGGGCGGCAACUUGAAGAGCAAGCAAACGAAGGAAAUUGCUGAGCAAGGGAAGGUUAAGUGGAGCGUCUAUGCGGAAUACGCAAAGACGAGUAAUCUCAUUGCUGUCGUGAUCUACCUUCUAAUGCUCAUGGGUGCUCAAACGGCCCAGAUCGGUGGCAGCGUUUGGCUGAAGCAAUGGUCCGAAGUUAACGGCAGAAAGGGUAGCAACCAAGAGGUUGGUAAAUACAUUGGCGUCUACUUUGCCUUUGGAUUUGGCUCUGCCGCACUGGUGGUUAUCCAGACACUGAUUCUUUGGAUCUUCUGCUCUAUCGAGGCUUCUCGCAAGCUGCACGAAAGAAUGGCAUUCGCCAUCUUUAGAUCGCCAAUGAGCUUCUUUGAGACAACGCCGGCUGGUCGCAUCUUGAACCGCUUUUCCAGUGACAUCUAUCGUGUGGAUGAGGUACUAGCACGUACCUUCAACAUGCUGUUCGUCAACUCAGCUAGAGCUGCGUUUACCCUUGUCGUAAUCUCUGCAUCGACCCCUAUCUUUGUUGCGCUUAUCAUACCCCUCGGUGCGUUGUAUCUCUACAUUCAGAGAUACUACCUGCGUACGUCGAGGGAGCUCAAGCGCCUGGAUAGUGUCAGCAAAAGUCCCAUCUACGCGCAUUUCCAAGAAUCGCUUAGUGGAAUCAGCACUAUUCGUGCUUAUAGACAACAGGGUCGUUUCUCGCUGGAGAACGAAUGGCGAGUUGACGCUAACUUGCGGGCCUAUUUCCCGUCCAUCAAUGCCAACCGUUGGCUUGCUGUGCGUCUGGAGUUCAUCGGAUCUGUCAUCAUCCUAGCCGCAGCAGGCUUCUCAAUCAUCUCGGUUGCUGCUGGCAGCGGCUUGUCGGCCGGUCUUGUGGGUUUGGCCAUGUCCUAUGCGCUGCAGAUCACCCAGUCUCUCAACUGGAUCGUUCGCCAAACAGUUGAAGUUGAAACAAACAUUGUCUCUGUGGAAAGAGUACUUGAAUAUGCUAGGCUGCCUAGCGAGGCACCUGAGAUCAUAUCCAAGAAUAGACCUCCCAUCAGCUGGCCAGCCCACGGUGAGGUCACUUUCAACAACUUCAGCACUAGGUAUCGGCCGGGUCUGGAUUUGGUGCUUAAGGAUAUCAAUCUGGACAUCAAGCCAUGUGAGAAGAUCGGUGUUGUAGGUCGCACCGGUGCAGGAAAGAGCUCGCUCACACUUUCCCUUUUCCGCAUCAUCGAGGCUGCUGAAGGACAUGUUGCCAUUGACAACUUAAAUACAAGCACCAUUGGGUUGCUUGAUUUACGACGCAGGCUUGCCAUCAUCCCUCAAGAUGCUGCGUUGUUUGAAGGGACGGUCCGUGACAACCUAGAUCCAGGGCAUGUCCAUGAUGACACGGAGCUUUGGAGUGCUUUGGACCAUGCUCGGUUGAAGGACCACAUUGCGGGCAUGACAGGCAAACUGGACGCGCAAAUUCUCGAGGGAGGCUCCAACCUCAGCCAAGGCCAGCGGCAGUUGGUCUCCCUUGCGCGUGCCUUGCUUGCACCCAGCAAUAUCCUUGUCCUCGAUGAAGCGACGGCCGCUGUGGACGUUGAAACGGACGCCAUGCUCCAGGCAACCUUGCGGAGCCCCGUAUUCAGCAACCGGACGAUUAUCACGAUCGCCCAUCGUAUCAACACUAUUCUUGACUCAGACCGCAUCGUGGUGCUGGACCGCGGCACGGUAGCCGAAUUUGAUACGCCGGCUGAGUUGGUGCGGCAAAAGGGACUUUUCUAUGAGCUCGUCAGGGAGUCGAAUUUGUUGGGCGCGGUGGAGAAUGUGGUACAGCAGUAG
Molecule: messenger RNA, 4614 nt
Organism: Aplosporella prunicola CBS 121167
Lineage: Eukaryota; Fungi; Ascomycota; Dothideomycetes; Botryosphaeriales; Aplosporellaceae
Exons: 8
Coding region: 1-4614 (1537 amino acids)
Biological process (GO): transmembrane transport
Cellular component (GO): membrane
Molecular function (GO): ATP binding; ABC-type transporter activity; ATP hydrolysis activity
Source: RefSeq, a predicted model, not a curated record